AUGGUUUCCUUAGAGAGUGAAUUUAUUGAUGAACGCAAUUUAUUGAAGGACAUGUUUAUUAAACGUGGGUACCCCAGUAAAUUAGUGGAGGACCUUAUUGAUGAGGUAUCUACUAAAAGGUCCUGUGGGUUAUUUAAACCAAUUUUGAACAUUAAAGAAUGUGAUGGUAUUGUUGGGUUGGAACAUUAUGGUCUAAAUAAUUUGGAGGUCAUUUCCAAUGAUUCAAUAUUGAACCCAUUGAUGGAUGACGGCGAUGCUACAAAAUCAGUUAGUCCUUCUGUUGGUGAUGAAAUCGAGUGUUGUGAUGAUUUAGCAGGAAAAGGAACUGAAGAAAAGAAAAAUAAAGAUUCAUCAUUACUUGUGAAAAUCUUUCCUUGUGUCCAAGACAAUGAAGAAUGGGAUGAAAAUGAAAAAUGUUGCCGUGUUAUUCCUAAGUUUUGCAGCAGGACUAGAGACAAUGAGGUGAGAACACAUUGUGAUGAUGAAUUGCAAGGAAAUGGAACAAAAGAGAAGACGAACAAAGAUGCAACAUUACUCAUGAAAGUGUUCCCCUGUAUCCAGUGCGAUGCAGAUAGGAAGGAAAAUGAACCAUGCUGCCCUGUUACCUUUAGGUGCUGCAGCAGGACAAGUGACAGUGGGAUGCAUCCAGAAGAGGAUAUAAUUUUGUCACAAGAACUGAAAAAGGACAGCAAAACAACAUUUCUUCAGAAAAAGAGAAGUGAACUGUUAAACAGUGAUGAAAUCGAUGCUUUACAGCACCUUUUGCUGGAACAUAGUUCACCUCCUAGAAGUGAAGACACAGACUUUAUUAACUAUGAGAAUUUCUUGCAAGUCUGUAAGGAAGCUGGACCCAAAUAUAAGAGGUUCUUCAAUGCAAAGGCUUUUGCCAGACUUCUCUCUGGUGAUCCUUAUGGAAGAAUCCUUAUUCAGAUAUUUUUAACCUACGUGAAGAGAAAAGUGUGGUAUGAUCAAGCCUGUAUAGACUUGACUUAUUAUGAUUCAGCAGGACGAGGCUACCUCACAGAAUCAGAUUUGGAAAACUAUGUAUGGGAUUUAAUUCCUACUAUUCCGCAAAUGGAAAAAUGCAAACCUUCUUUCUAUCAUAUCUAUGUCUGCACUGUUGUUAGAAAAUUCUUCUUUCAUCUUGAUCCCUUGAGAACUGGGAAAAUAAAGAUCCACGAUAUAUUAGCAUGUGGCUUUUUGCAUGAAUUAGUGAAGUUGAAGGAUGACAAAGAUCUCUCCGAAACAGAUCAAGAAUUAAACUGGUUUUCACUUACUUCUGCUUUGAAAGUCUGUGAAAAAUAUUUAAAGCUCGAUAAGGAUCGUAUUGGAACACUUAGUAAAGCUGAAUUUUCACGCUACGGAAAAGGAACUUUCUCAAAAGUGUUUCUGGGCAGAGUCUUCCAGGAGCGUGUCACUGGUGCUGGGGAAAUGGAUUACAAGACCUACUUGGAUUUUAUCCUUGCUUUGAAAGACAGGACACAGCCAGCAUCACUUCAUUACAUGUUCCGACUCCUGGACAUCGAAGGCAAAGGCAGUCUGAAUGCCUUCUCCCUAAAUUACUUCUAUAAAGCUAUCCAAGAGAAGCAGAGACUAUAUGUGGUGGAUCAGUCUUCAUUUGAUAAUAUCAAGGAUAUAAUAUUCGACAUGGUUAAUCCAAAAGAUCCAUACAAGAUAACACUUCAAGAUUUAAUCAAUAGUGGCAGAGGGGCAACUGUUAUAAGCAUCCUUACAGAAUAUGGCCAUCCCCUGACUUACACAAAAAAGAGAAUUUGUGGUUUCCUGUGGAGAUUGCAUUGGCUUUGGUGUUAAUAUGAAUCAAAUGCUGCAGG
This is a messenger RNA of Protopterus annectens (West African lungfish), 1832 nucleotides long. RefSeq names its product serine/threonine-protein phosphatase 2A regulatory subunit B'' subunit gamma-like. Lineage: Eukaryota; Metazoa; Chordata; Ceratodontiformes; Protopteridae. Gene Ontology annotation, cellular component: spindle; centrosome. The transcript is spliced from 14 exons. The record is from RefSeq and is a predicted model, not a curated record. Gene Ontology annotation, biological process: positive regulation of B cell differentiation; B cell homeostasis; microtubule cytoskeleton organization. The coding region runs from base 1 to 1812 and encodes 603 amino acids.